CUUUCGCAACAGUCUCAGCGCUCCUAAUCAGCACUCAGCGGAACCCAAAGUUCUUCACCCUGGCCCUCCAGGGGGCUACCAAGGGCGCCGCGCCCGUGCAGCUCUGGACGGCCCUCCUGGAUCCCUACGCCACCAUCUCCUUUUCCGUCGACUCGAUGGAGGGCCCUGGCGAGCAUUUGUCGCGAACGGCCAGCAUCGUCACCGCCCUGAAGGACCAGCUGUUGGCGGGAAAGAAGUCGGUGGGCGAGGGGAGCGGGCUGCGCACGCUGGACGUGGCACAGAGCACGCUGAGUGCCAAGAUAGCGCCAUCUCAAUAUUCGCUGGUUGAGGACGGCGAAGAUGGCCCGAAGGACAAACAAGAUGUUACCGACAGCGUGGCCGAAAAUCCGCCUCCAAAAGCAGAAGGACCAGUCGACACCAGCAUGGAGAUCUGGGGAAGCGGUAGCCUGAACAUGAGCGGCAGCCAAUCGGAAUUCGAAGUGCUGGGCCGCAAACUGAUGCAUGUCGAAGACCAGCUGGAUGCAAACAAUGCCAUGUUGGCUUUGGUGCUUCUGCUCGAGCGCGGGAGCUCAUUGUCCUGUGCGGAUCCACAAGAUCUGCCAAUCUGGCAGGUCCUUGCAAGCCUCAAGAGUCCCGUGGUCUCAAGGUACGCCAAAUUGUUCCUCUGCAAGGCCAUCGUGCACGUUGAGCUGCGCGACAGGGAGCGAUCCCAACGACUGGCCCAGAUGGCGUCCUUGGACUCCCUGCCCACCUCCGGGGACCCAAACUCAGGGGGCGACCCAAUGGAAGUCGACGGCGAGGAUGGGGAUUCAGCCGAUGCCCCAGAAAGAUCCAGCUCGGCCUUCAGCAAACAUGCGCAUGAGUUCUUUCCGCCAAUGGUGGACAUCAUCGUGGAUGCUUCGGCGGGAGAUGGCAGCAACCCGGGCGAGUUCAAUUCCUUUGUUCGGUCCGUUUGCUUCGUGUUUCUUCGCUGGGCGCUGCUGUUUGAGAAGACGGCGGCCGGGCGGCUUCGGUUCGGGGACGAAAUUGAGGAGGCCAGCGUGAAGCUGCUGGGGCAGCUGGGGAGGGUGGGUUUCAGCAACAGGGCGGAUGUGCUGCGCAUCAACUCUGGGUACAUCCAGAUGUUCGUUGGGCAGUGGGGUGCGGCCAUCCCCUUCCCAGUGGAACCGAUUCUCACUCAACUCACCCAAACACCGCUGCACGGCUCCAAUGUAAAUGACAGGCGGCACGUGUAUGGCCUGAGCCUUCUGUGCUACGCUCUCAAGUAUGGCCAUGCAGAACAGAUGCUCUCAAGUCCUCAAGCUGAGGACCUGUGGAAGGCGGUGCUGCGAAUUCUCUCCUCUCCGAAGAUUGGAUCAAGGAUGGCGCGCCAUGCUGGGGAAGCUGCUGGCCAAAUACUGCACCACCUGUCCAAGAACGGCCAACCGCUGGCGCAAACGCGUCUUGCUCUGACUCAGACCUACUGGAGUCGGUGA
Messenger RNA from Ostreobium quekettii, 1475 nucleotides. Lineage: Eukaryota; Viridiplantae; Chlorophyta; Ulvophyceae; Bryopsidales; Ostreobiaceae. The record is from the annotation of a GenBank genome assembly.